AUGAGGGCCAAGCGUUCCAAGAAGUAUCGCAAGCUCAUGCACCAGUAUGAGCUUACGUUCGGCUUCCGUGAGGCGUAUCAGGUGCUCGUGGAUUCGAAUUUCCUGCAAGCGGUUCAUAAUUUCAAGAUGGAUUUGAUGCCCGCGCUAGAGCGGACAGUCCAAGGCCAGGUCAAGCCAUUGCUGACCAAAUGCUCUCUCGCCGCCAUCAUGGCUUCUCAACCCAUCAAUCCUAAGACCGGCCAGCCCUAUCGUCCAUUCCACCUCCCCCCGCCAACAAUACUCCCGCUCCGCCACUGUUCGCACAACGAACGCUCGGAGCCAAUCGAUGAGGUCGAUUGCCUUCUCUCUUUGCUCUCGCCGAAUGCCGAUGCAAAGAAGAACAAGGAGCAUUACAUUCUCGCAACUGCGGAUCCAGCGGUCAAAAAAGUAGACAGGAACGACAACCAGCAGCGCAAGCGCAAGCGUGAUGACGAGCGCGCGGAAGAACAAGCUCUGCGCCGUGCCCGCACGUUGCGCGUUCGUGCGCGGGCUAUCCCCGGUGUGCCCAUCAUCUACGUCAAGCGCUCCGUCAUGGUCCUGGAGCCGAUGAGUACGCCGUCUGAGAAUAUCCGCGAGGGUGUGGAGAGAGAGAAACUCGGUGUUGGAUUACCAGAGAAGCCGAGGGUGAAUACAGAAGAUGCUGCAGAAGGCGCAGAGAAGAAAAAGAAGCCCAGCGUGAAGAAGGCUAAGGCGCCCAAUCCGCUGAGUAUGAAGAAGCCGAAGAAGCGGACACAGGAGCCUGGUGCUGCCAAGACGCCUAAGAAGAAAGACCCUACUGAGGUCUCAAAGGAAAGCGAGACUGCCGAGAAGCCUGAUGGCGAGGAGGCUGAGGCUCCCAAGAACAAGAGGAGACGGCGACACCAUAAAAGCGGUCCUCGUGAGGGAAAUGAGGAUGAUGCACUCUCGACUGAGGCCGGCCCGGCUAUGGAGGUCGACGCAUAA
Molecule: messenger RNA, 981 nt
Organism: Penicillium canariense
Lineage: Eukaryota; Fungi; Ascomycota; Eurotiomycetes; Eurotiales; Aspergillaceae
Product: rRNA-binding ribosome biosynthesis protein UTP23
Exons: 3
Coding region: 1-981 (326 amino acids)
Cellular component (GO): small-subunit processome; nucleolus
Molecular function (GO): small ribosomal subunit rRNA binding
Source: RefSeq, a predicted model, not a curated record